Messenger RNA from Corythoichthys intestinalis (scribbled pipefish), 1821 nucleotides. RefSeq names its product hematopoietic cell-specific Lyn substrate 1 (gene hcls1). Gene Ontology annotation, biological process: regulation of actin filament polymerization. The record is from RefSeq and is a predicted model, not a curated record. Lineage: Eukaryota; Metazoa; Chordata; Actinopteri; Syngnathiformes; Syngnathidae. Bases 81 to 1619 code for a protein of 512 amino acids. The transcript has 14 exons. Gene Ontology annotation, cellular component: actin filament; site of polarized growth; cortical actin cytoskeleton. Gene Ontology annotation, molecular function: actin filament binding.
ACGCGUUUGCUCGUGCACACGCAUCGUGUGGUGUCACAUCGACUUAAGACACGGAAAUAGACGGCUGAGACCAACUAAAGAUGUGGAAGUCUGCAGUAGGCCACAAUGUGAGCAUUAAGAUAUCAGCAGAAGGUGACGACUGGGAGACCGAUCCAGACUUUGAGAAUGACGUUUCAGAGCAGGAGCAGAGGUGGGGGGCCAAGACCAUUGAAGGUUCUGGCCGCAAAGAGCCCAUCAGUGUUGCUGAGCUGAGAAACAAAGUUGCAGAAGAACAUGAGCAAGUGAAACAUCAGGAGAAGACCCCCAAAGCGUCCUACGGCUAUGGAGGCAAAUUCGGCGUGGAGCGAGACCGUAUGGACAAGGUGGCGGUGGGUCACGACUACGUGGCUCAAGUGCAGGAGCACAGUUCCCAGAAAGAUGCGGCCAAGGGCUUCGGGGGAAAGUUUGGCGUGGAGAAAGAUCGGAUUGAUAAAUCUGCUGUAGGUUUUGAGUAUAAAGGCAAAGUCCAGCAGCAUACAUCACAAAAAGAUUAUUCCAAAGGUUUCGGAGGCAAAUACGGCGUGGAGAAGGAGAAAGUAGAUAAAGCUGCUGUUGGAUACGACUACAAAGGGUUAACAGAGAAGCAUCAGUCUCAAAAAGGCGGGUCUCCUACUCAGCUGCAUCUUUGCUUGAAUGACAGCUCACAUCUUUUUUUCAAUCUAGAUUAUUCCAAAGGCUUCGGGGGCAAAUAUGGCGUGGAGAAGGAAAAAGUGGAUAAAGUCGCCGUGGGAUACGACUACGAGGGCCACACGGAAAAACACCAAUCUCAAAAAGAUUACGCAACAGGCUUUGGGGGUCGAUAUGGAGUGCAAUCAGAACGUAUGGAUAAGAGCGCUUCGGGCUUUUCUGACAUCGACUCACCAUCUUCCGCGUAUGAGAAGACUCAGCCGAUAGAAGCCUCCGUUGCCAACGCCGGCAAACUUAGGGCUCGUUUCGAGAACCUAGCCAAAGCCUCGGACGAGGAGAACCGAAGGAGAGCUGAAGAAGAGCAGAGCAGGAGGAAGGAAAGAGAGAAAAAAGAACGACAUGAAGUGGAAAGGCAGCAGGAGCAGAAGAACCAGGAGGAGCAAAUUCUUUUUCCAACUUUUCCAGAAGCACCACGGGAGAUGGAGCAGAACAUGCUGGAAAAGCCAACACCAGAACCACAAACACAGUUGGAAACGUGCGACGACAAGCCCCCGCCGUUGCCCCAGCGCUCGCACAGCUUUUCGCAAAUGGAAAGGGAGGUGCCCCCUGUGUACGACCAAGUCACGGUGGAUGAAGUGGCGAAUACAGGCGAUGACUACGAGGAUGUGCCGCCGCCGCCGCCGCCACCAGUGGAGGAGGGAGUUGACGAGUACGAGGAAAUUGGUGAGGUGACCCCGCCCGACUCGUCAGCGACGGACGAUUAUGAAGACCUGUCAUGCGGCGUCCGAGCGGUAGCAAUUUACGACUAUCAAGGAGAGGAUGUGGACGAGAUCUCCUUCAAUCCGGACGACGUCAUCACUGACAUCGAGAUGAUCGACGAAGGCUGGUGGAAGGGACGCUGCCACGGACGGACCGGCCUUUUUCCCGCAACUUACGUCCAGCUUAUGCAGUGAGAUGUCAGUGCCAACAACGGACGGAUACAUUGAGCACUUGUAAGCGUUUUAAAGUCUGGGAUUAACGGUAGCACUGUAGGACUCAAAUUUUUCACGGUGACUUAGUUUACAAACACAAUAAAUCCAGGAUGUUUGCAAUUCAGAUGUUUUCAUUUUUUUAAAGGGGGGGGGGGGGUAUCAACUUUACAGCUUUUGAGGUGAA